GUAUACCUCCUCAAAUUCUCUCUUUUCCUCUUCUUAAGCUUUCUUCCUUUUUAUUUCCGUGUCUCGAAAACAUCAAUAGGUUUCACUAGUCGCAAGGAGGGGUCUACGUAAGAUUCGAUUGUGAUAACAGGGAAACUGAUAAACCGACAUAUAAAGUGUAGUACAUCGUGAUUAAACUCCCAUUCUGUCCACAAUGUCUUAGAAAGAGGUACGAAGAACAAGAGCGUAAAACCGUCGUUCUUCCUGGUGGCAUCGUCGUGUUUCAUCGUUAUCUCUUCCGUAAAAGAAGAAAUAAGAAAGAUGAACAAAUCGCGCAUUAAGUGGUGGCCGCAAUAUUUAGCAGCGAUUACAGCCACCUUAUCUAUGGCAACUUCCGGUUCUCAUAUAGGCUGGACAUCACCGAUUCUACCAAAAUUAAAGUCUUCAGAGUCCUAUAUGCCAAUAACGUCGGACGAUGCCUCGUGGAUCGCUUCGUUCGUUCUUCUCGGCUCGAUACCUGGCAAUAUUAUCGCAGCUUUCAUCGUUGAUCGACUGGGUCGUAAAAUGUGCCUCCUGCUUGCAGGAAUACCACUGACUAUUAGUUGGAUUUUAAUCAUCGUAGCCUGGUGCCCUUACGUCCUCUACAUUUCAAGAUUCAUCGGCGGCAUAGGGCUCGGCGUGGCUUACGUCGUUUGUCCUAUGUACAUCGGUGAAAUCGCUGAUAAGGAGAUCAGAGGAUCUCUGGGGUCUUUCAUAAAGUUAAUGGUAACUUUUGGUGAAUUAUACGCUCACGCGAUUGGCCCAUUCGUGUCGUACGAGUGUCUAGCUUACAGCUGCGCUGUAAUCCCCAUAAUCUUUUUCCUCACGUUUAGUUGGAUGCCAGAAUCUCCUUACUAUUUGUUGAUGAGAAAUCGCGAAGAUAAAGCGAUGAAUAAUUUAAAGUGUCUUAAGAGAUACGCGACGGAGGAUCAGUUAGAAGAAGAUAUAGAACAAAUGCAAAAGACCGUAUUGCGAGACCUCAGCGAUAAAGGAAACAUUUGGGAUCUGUUCAACACCCCAGGUAAUAGAAGAGCUGUUGUAAUCAGUUUCGGCCUCCAGCUAGUUCUGCAAUUCAGUGGUCUAGCCGCUAUAGAAUCGUAUACUCAAGAAAUUCUCGAGGAGGCUGAUACAGAUUUAUCCGCUGGGAUAGCAGUGAUCGUUCUAAGUGUUCUUCAGUUGAUAGCCGGUAUCGGUGCGGCAGCUUUAGUAGACAGAUUAGGUAGAAGGCCAUUGCUUCUUGUCACUACUUUGCUCGGUGGAUUGUCCUUAACAGUUACCGGAACAUUUUAUCUGCUAAAACACUACAUGUUAAUGAAUAUGACCGGUUUUGGUUGGGUUCUUCAUGCCUCUGUUAUAUUUUACGAGCUCAUUAUCGCAUUAGGUUUGAAUCCAUUGUCCUACAUGAUGCUCGGAGAACUUUUUCCAACUAACGUAAAGGGAGCUGCCGUAUCUAUAGCAAAUAUGUGGGCAUCUUUAUUGGCGUUCUUUGUUUCAAAAAUGUACCAAGUCAUUUCCGAUUCUUGCGGUGUUUACACCUCUUUCGGUUGGUUCGCGGUUAGCUGUUUUCUUGGUAUCGUUUUUAUACUGUUUAUGGUCCCAGAAACUAAAGGAAAAUCGUUGUUAGAGAUACAGGAGGAAUUAAAUUGUAAAAAGAAAAAGCAACAGAAGUACAGAAAAAAUAAUCGAAAAAUCCACGUUAACACACUGGCUUAAAUUAGGUGAAUGAUGAAACGAUGGUUUCGAUUCCUAUUGAUAAGUUAACCAGGUAAACUUGACAUGAUUAAUAGGAUCAAUUGGCGUUCGAUUUGUCAUAAUAUAAUCCUUUAAAAGUUAACGAAAGGGCGAGAUUGAUGCCGAGGAAAAUGAAGAGUGAAAACAAUAUCAACUUUACGAAAUUGAAAUAUCAUUGAAUUUUCGGAACGUAUCGAAAAAUAUUCAAAACGGACAAAGAGCCAUCGUUUCAGUGAAAAUAUCGAAAAUCUCUGAACAGCUUUUUUUUUAAGUACGUCUUUCUCGUAAUUUUUUGAAAUCUAUAUGACACAUACAUGUAUUAAGUAUAUUUGGUGUUAGACUGAAAUUAAUUUCUUUUUAAGCUCGAGAAAUGUCAAGGCCGUUCGUCAAAUUUCGAUCCAAGAGGUAAUUUAACUUAUUGUUUCUAAUACCAAGAAGUGAAAUUUUCCGAAAAACGACAUAUUCUUUGUAUUCUUUAAAUAAUAGUGUAGGGUGUAAGAUUUUAUCUUUUUAAGCGAGGGCCCUUAUAUUCCACAUGAAGGAACUUUUUGCUUCGGUCAAGAUAACAAGAUUGUUAAAAAGGUUUUCGAUUAAAAUUUCAUCGUUGAUCAGCGAAGACAGUGCACGUUCUUGGUGAACUCAUUUAAAAAAUCAUCUACGCUAGUAGAAAGAAACAUAGGUACUACAUAUAUCUCUUAUUGUUAGUCAAACAUUUACACAGAAAUCGUACAUCAUUCCGAAAAUAAGUAAUGAAAAAGAGAUAGCGUGAUUUAAAACUGAUUUAUGCGAAUAUUUGUCGACUGUUUUUUAUUUGUUCGACCAAUUAUACUUAUUUAUCCACUUAUGUGAAUAUUAAUCGAUUAUCUAGAUUAUUCGCAUGAAACGUACGAUGAAUUCUUAAUCAGUACUAAUAAUAACCGAAGCAAUUUUAAUGGAGGACAAAUGCGAAUUUUUGUUACACAUCAUUUCUGGAAAUUAGUUGGUAAAAAUUUCCAGAAAUAAUGUUGUAUUAUGAGUGCGCGUUACUUAGGGCCCCAAUUGUGAAAAGAGCACACUCGCAUGACCAUCUUCUUUCCCUUUUAGGCAGGGUUAAACGUUGAGACUGAUAGAUUUUAAUUAAUCGUGAAGCGCAUAUUUAUUUAUUGCCAAACGACGUCACAUUAUGGUAAAAUACUGAACUGAUUUAUUACGAUGGCAGGUUUAGAAAUAACGAAAUUAUCAAAUUCUUAUGAAAUUAUUCAAUCCGUGGAUUAUCAAAAUAUAUAGAAGCGAAAUGCCAAGUAGCUUGCUUUUAAUCGAACUAUUAGUUUAAUCGAUACGACUAUAACGCAACUUUAAUAAAAAUAUGACUUUAAUUUAACCGAUUUUUAUAUCUAUACGAAAAUCAAAUCUUUUUAAGUGCCAGAGUAGUCUACGGAUUAAAUACAAAGAUUCUGAAAUGUUCCUUGUGAUUAGUUUGGUGAUUAGAACCAUCUUUUAUCCCUUUCAGGCAGGGUGCAAGAAUGAUAAUACGAUUAAAUAUAUUAUGAAAGCGCGUCGCGAAUAUUAUCGCGAGUAUUAAGAAUUUCGCGCACCAAUGGCCCUGAUGCAAGAUGGAUUUAGGUGAGCACCGUAGCAUGACUAACUUUAUUUAUCCCUUUUAGGCAGGGUGAAACAUAUUACUAUAAGAAUAGCUUCGGCGCAGAAUAUAAUCGGCCCGAUUAUAAUUAAAUAUUUCUUAUCAUUAACGUCGCUAAUAGCAGACAACAAACAUUGCAUAUGAAACGCGUGGUUUUAUCAUAAAGUAACCGUAUGAUCGAAUCGAUAUUAACAUCUAUUACAUCGAUUCUUUAUCCGCUUGUCGAUAGCAUAUGUAAUGAAUUUAUAUAAUAUCAUGAAGCACAAUUGUACUUAUUGUAAAAUGGUUUUACUCUUAUUCUAAAAUGUUAUGUUCACGCAAUUGCACGACUCUCUACAAGUCCCUUUAAGGCAGGGUGCAAGACUUAAACUUAAAAUGUAUUUCUUACAGAUUUCUACAAUGUAGAAGUUUGCAAUUUACGUUGACAAUAAAUGUUAUUGAUUGAAAGAAAA
Bombus pascuorum is the source of this 3819-nucleotide messenger RNA. RefSeq names its product facilitated trehalose transporter Tret1-like. Gene Ontology annotation, biological process: carbohydrate transport; transmembrane transport. Bases 301 to 1731 code for a protein of 476 amino acids. Gene Ontology annotation, cellular component: membrane. Lineage: Eukaryota; Metazoa; Arthropoda; Insecta; Hymenoptera; Apidae. Gene Ontology annotation, molecular function: sugar transmembrane transporter activity. The record is from RefSeq and is a predicted model, not a curated record. The transcript has 3 exons.